GCUGCACAUACAUUUCUGUAGACUGUUUCGUAUUGUGUGCGUGUGCUCUCUACAGAAAUGAUUUACUUUACUUCACAGCUCAGUGACUUACAGUAGAGGAACCUGCAGCCUGAAACACUGCUCUGACAAACCGAUGCUCAUCUGAAUCACAACGAAACAGGCGCCCGAGCGCGGCUCUCUGUCUUCAGAUGAAAAUUACACUCAGUUCUUUGAAAGUGCAAAAAAAGGAAAGAUUCUCAACGUCACGGGGCGAAAGGUCGCGUCUUCAUCACGUUCUCUUUGACAGUUCCUCAAAAGGAAAACAACAAAUCAACCCCCCUCUGCUGUCGUUGCUUUACAAGAGACUAACUGCAGAGAGAUUUUGCACUGUGAGAGGACCUCUGAAUGAGAAGAAGCAGUGAACGUGUCCUGUGCAGCCUCCUGAGGAAGCCUGUUCUGUUUAUAGCCACAUCAGUGUCACAGCAUGUCUCCACCCCUCCACUCAGUAAAACUCCCCAAAACAUUUCCUUCUUCAUCACUCUGAAGAGAGCAGCGUGCGAGUGCAACAUGACCACGAAUGGCAGCGGCUUGUGGGUGUGAGAUAGUCUCAUUGUAGCUGUUUCAGUCUUUUAGUCACUGAGCUGCAACAUGGUCGGACGUGAAGCUCAGAUCAGUCGUCCACACACGCUCAUCCUCGGUCUGAUUCUCACAUACCACACUACUCUGACCUCUUGUGUCCAGGAAUCCUCAGCCUGUAAAAACCUUACCUCCCAAUACCAGCACUGCAGGAUUCACCCAGCCGGAGUCCACGAUUUAGACUGCUUCGCUAAAGGUUCCACUCAAAAUAUGAAAUGUGUGUGGAAACCUGGAAAACACACGGCACAGAAAACGUACACGCUCCUCAUACAACAGCGUAGAAGAAAUUAUUGCAAACUUUACAGCAACAUCACUCAAGGCUAUGAGAAAAUAACUAUAUUUUCGAGUGAAAACUUGACUGCCGAGAUUUUUGAAACUAGUGACUCAGCAAAUUGCACAAAAGCAGUUUUCCGGGGGUCCGCAAACAAAUGGAUGCGAUGCGGCCCUCCAUAUAACGUGUCUUUCUGGCGACACGCUGGAAAACUGGAUGUGAGCGUCAGCUGGCUAAAGGAUGACAGAAACUUUAUUACCAAAUACUCUGUUCAAUAUAAAACACUCAACAGCCAGUCAUGGAACAAGACGGUGCAGUGCCAGAAAGAAAAGACGUGCACAGUGGGGGAUCUGAACUCCUCACUGGUCUAUAAUGUGCAGAUACAGUGUGUCACCAAUAAGAAAUGCUCACAGUGUCCGUGGAGUCAAACGUACAUCGUCCCCUCAGAAUUAACAUCACGACCUGUCUUGGACCUGGUUGAAGACAGUAAUCUUGCGAGUGAAGACGGGAGACGACUGCUCUUUCUAUCAUGGACGUUCUCCGCUAAGGGGGCGUUUGACGGCUACUCAGUGACCGUGGCAAAAGCAUCAGGAGAGGCUCCGUGCGAACAAAUCAACACCACCAAGCCUGAAGUCAGACUCGUUCUGUCUUAUUCAGCGUUUCACGUCGGCAUUCGUGCUUAUAACAAUGUCAGCAGGUCACCAGCUGUAAACAAGACUAUACCGCAGCGACGCAGAGGGUCCGGUGCUGGAGACACGAGGCUGAACGUGACCGUUCACAGCAACAAAUCCUUCACCGUCCACUGGAGAGACAGCCUCAAACGCUACGUGUGCUAUUGUGUGGAGUGGAACAAAAGGGGCCACAAAGCAUUUUAUAAGUCGUUUUUUGAGAAUGAGAAAAACUACAAGACCAUAUCUAUUUCAGCAGAGCAUGAGCCUUUGGAGCCUUACGAGAGAUACACCGUGGCGCUGCACACGCGGCCCGACAAGGACACGUGCAACCUGAAGCGCGUCAACAACAGCGAGGCCACUUAUGGGAGCACACGGUUCUACUUCAUGCAAGGAACUCCCGUCAGAGCGCCGGCAAACAUCAGCAGCUACAACAUGACGGCGGAGUCCGCGGUGCUGGAGUGGUCGUCCAUCGCGGAGGAAGACACCCGGGGUUUCCUGCUGGGCUACACCAUCCACUACACGGAGUACGGCCACAGCACAACAGAGACAAAUGUCACGGUGGGUCCCGAGAUGAACCACUACACAUUGGACAAUCUGAAAAGUGGCACAAUCUAUGAACUCCAGAUUUCAGGCUUCACUCAGGCCGGAGAAGGAGUGCGAAGCACAUCGUACCGCCUUAAGACAAACCAGCAAGGAGAUUCUAAUUCGAGUGUAGUGAGUAUUAUCAUCAUCUUUGCUGUUGUCGUCACUGUGCUUCUGUUUGGACCCACAAUAAUAAAAAGAACUAAAGUGGUCGUGUGGCCGAGCAUUCCCAAUCCUGUAAACAGUAAUGCAAUGAAGCAAAUGGAAGGAACCUGUGAGCUGGAACUCCUGGAGUCCAUCAACACCCUAAAGGUGGAAGAAUGGGACACAGACAGCCUUCAGAUCAUCGAGAAGGAAACCGUGAUCCCCGCUGACUCGCUCCCACGUCUGCACAGCUCCGAGGACGAGGGGUCGGCUCCGGACUGGCUCCAGAAGGACCCAGAAGACGCUCCAGGAGGGGUCCCACCAGACGCCGUGUCAGAACUCCCACAGGGAGGCUUCCAGAGCUCUGCGUUCACGUACACAAGUGAAUACACCACCAUGGAGAUGUUCAACCAAAUGAUGCCGCAGUGCGUCCAGGCCAAUACGGACGGUAUGGAGGCAGAGAGAAGCGACCUGACCGUGGGAAAGUUGGACUACAUACGACAGUUCAGUUCCAGCCCAACAAUGGACAGUGAGUUGUCCACAUUCUUGUGAGACUAAAGAGCCAGACGUUCUCCUAACUACAGUAAGAACAACUGGAACCUAAAUAUCAACUACUGGAACUACUAAUGAAAAGGCACUUGAGUCAAAAAGGGUGUGAACAUUAUAUUUAGGACAGAAGAUGCGUCUACCUCUUUAAAGCAUCUGUGCACACUAUAGAAGAGAUCUGUUCAUCCACGUCCUCAUAACUACUUACUGUAUCUAAUAAACAACGAUCCUUUACUGUCCACAGACACAGCAUUAACACGAGGAGAUGGCAAAUUGAACUUUUAUUCCCUUCCAAGGCCUUUCACUGAUUUGCUGCUUAAGAGUUUUUUAAACCGUAUGAAUUAUUAAAGCAAACUAAAAAACAAGUGUAAAUAAACAAUCAUGUUGUGUUUGACGGCUGAUCAGGUCCAGUGUUGAGAUGUCCCACGAGCAGGAUCACACACAUUUAAACCGCCUCAGCAUGACGUAGAUACAGUAUAAACAGUCAAAUCCACACAAGGAAUUACCAGAAAAUUAUUUUUUACUAAACAUGGUGAGUUCACCGCUUUGAAACAAAACACUGCACGCAAGAACAACAAAAAAACAAAACAAAAAAAAAAAAACAGAGAGAAGAAGCUGCACCAA
Betta splendens (Siamese fighting fish) is the source of this 3453-nucleotide messenger RNA. Its product is annotated as interleukin-31 receptor subunit alpha. Bases 628 to 2835 code for a protein of 735 amino acids. The transcript is spliced from 16 exons. Gene Ontology annotation, molecular function: cytokine receptor activity; cytokine binding. NCBI's taxonomy places the organism in Eukaryota, Metazoa, Chordata, Actinopteri, Anabantiformes, Osphronemidae. Gene Ontology annotation, cellular component: signaling receptor complex; external side of plasma membrane. The record is from RefSeq and is a predicted model, not a curated record. Gene Ontology annotation, biological process: cytokine-mediated signaling pathway.